CCUCACAACGGCCCCUAGGACAGCAUGCUCGUGUUCGCUUCAGUUGUGCUCGCUCUCGGCGGCGUCGCCUCUGCCACUCCUGGUCUGAGACGCUCCAGCAAGGUCAAGGAGAGCAUUAACGUUCCUCGUAACUGGGUCAAUGUCGGCACUCCUCCUGCGGACCACAAAAUCAACCUGCGCAUCGCGUUCCCGCAGCCCAACUUUGCUACGCUCGAGAGCCAUCUCUACGAGGUCAGCGAUCCGUCUCACCCGAGGUAUGGAGCGCAUCUCUCGAAGGAGGAGGUGGACGAGUUGGUGAAGCCACACGGUGAGAGUGUCGAUGCUGUCUCGAGGUGGUUGGAGGAGCACAACAUCCAGGAGAGCGAUUGCGCGAGGGGUCCGGACUGGGUCAAAGUGAAGGUGCCUGUGUCGAUGGCAGAGAAGAUGUUGGACACGAAAUAUUAUAUGUGGCAACAUGCUGUCGACGGAGACGUGAUUGUUCGCACGACGAGCUAUGCACUUCCCGAGGACCUUCAUGAGCAUGUCUCAGGCGUGCAGCCAACUACUAUGUUCGGUCGCCUCAAGCCCCAGCGCUCCUUCAUUAGCGUCAUUGAUCAUGCCGAUUCUAUCCCCGAGAGCACGGGUUCCAUUACCUCUGGAUCUGGUACCGUGGUCGACAACAGCUGUAACUCGACUAUCACCGUCACAUGCAUCAACGAGCUCUACAAUGUCACCGACUUCAACGCAAGUGCUACGAAUGGAAACGCCAUUGGCUUGACGGGUUACCUCGAGCAGUUCGCGAACUUCCAGGAUUUGCAGGACUUCUACGCCGACCAGCUUCCGCAAGCUGUUGGCACCAACUUUAGCGUUGAGCUCGUGAACGGUGGAGAGAACGACCAGACACCUGCCAACGCCGGUGCGGAAGCAAACCUCGAUACCCAAUUCGCUCUCGGUGUCUCGUUCCCAACCCCUGGUCUGUUCUGGUCUACUGGUGGAUCCCCACCAUUUAUACCCGACACUGGAACCCCCACUGAUACCAAUGAACCUUACACCGAGUGGCUGGACUUCGUCCUCAACCAGACGACUAUUCCUCAAACCAUCUCGACUUCUUACGGUGAUGAUGAGCAGACAGUCCCCGAGUCCUUCGCUAUUACUGCUUGCAAUGGCUUUGCUCAACUCGGCGCCCGCGGUGUCUCUGUAAUGUUCAGCUCCGGAGAUGGUGGUGUCGGCGAUGGCGACUCAAAUCCCGCCACUCAGCAGUGCUUCUCUAACAACGGCACAAACGCUACUGUCUUCAUCCCCGCCUUCCCUGCCAGCUGUCCAUUCGUGACCGCCGUCGGCGCCACCAACCACAUCCCUGAGACCGCCGUCUCUCGCUUCUUCUCCGGCGGUGGCUUCUCCAACUACUUCGUCCGUCCCUCCUACCAAGACUCCGUCGUCUCUGCCUACCUCGCCGCCCUCCCCGAAGGCACCUACGCCGGCCUCUUCAACGCCUCCGGCCGUGCCUACCCCGACGUCUCCGCCCAGGGCGACUUCCUCCGCAUCUUCAUCGACGGCUCGCCUACCCUCAUCGGUGGUACUUCGGCCAGUUCGCCGACGUUUGCGGGAGUUAUUGCGUUGUUGAAUAGUGCGAGGAUCGAUGCGGGGUUGAGCACGCUUGGGUUUUUGAACCCGUUCUUGUACUCGACUGGGUUCGCGGGUUUGACGGACAUUCUCGUUGGGAACAAUGCGGGAUGUGGAACGACAGGCUUCAACGUUACUUCUGGGUGGGACCCAGUAACCGGUCUGGGAACACCCAACUUCGGCCUCUUGAAGGAUAUCGUGUUGGCUCUGCCCUGAGAAGAAGGCGCGAGUCAAAACGGAGCAAGGGGAGAAGUGUACGGAAGGUUGUGGACUUGUGUUUUGUGGGCUUUGUGUUUUGUGAUUUUUAUUUGUUGUCAGGAAUUAUUUUGAACGAAGCUCUGGGCCACAUGAUUUGCGCCACAAUGUUCCGA
Messenger RNA from Stereum hirsutum FP-91666 SS1, 1973 nucleotides. RefSeq names its product subtilisin-like protein. Gene Ontology annotation, biological process: proteolysis. Gene Ontology annotation, molecular function: tripeptidyl-peptidase activity; serine-type endopeptidase activity. NCBI's taxonomy places the organism in Eukaryota, Fungi, Basidiomycota, Agaricomycetes, Russulales, Stereaceae. The record is from RefSeq and is a predicted model, not a curated record. The coding region runs from base 25 to 1818 and encodes 597 amino acids. The transcript is spliced from 11 exons.